This is a messenger RNA of Drosophila obscura, 4817 nucleotides long. It is a transcript of the gene Cp190, whose product is annotated as centrosome-associated zinc finger protein CP190. Gene Ontology annotation, biological process: regulation of transcription by RNA polymerase II. The transcript is spliced from 5 exons. The record is from RefSeq and is a predicted model, not a curated record. Gene Ontology annotation, cellular component: nucleus. Gene Ontology annotation, molecular function: DNA-binding transcription factor activity, RNA polymerase II-specific; protein binding; RNA polymerase II cis-regulatory region sequence-specific DNA binding. The coding region runs from base 431 to 3976 and encodes 1181 amino acids. Lineage: Eukaryota; Metazoa; Arthropoda; Insecta; Diptera; Drosophilidae.
UGAACCGAGCAUGAGCAAAAGUGAAAUUUUGUGCUUCUAAACGCAGUGUAGUGUUCUGUGGAAUGGGAUAGGAUAGGCGCCAAAUCAGAAUUAAUAAAUGCAUCAACGGAACCCUAGAAAAAUAUAUCCGCGCGUGUUGGCAUUAUUAAUUUAUUGAUAACUAGCAGUGAAACGGCUAUAAUAAGACAAAAAGACCUGGCGACGCGCACACUGCACACACACGCGCGUAAAUAGACACACGUACAUACGUACUAUCGAUAUCCGAGUUGCAUUGCGCGCCGUGGCGGCAGCGAGAAAGAGAGCACCGAAAGUUUGCGCCAUCAGCCAGCUAGAGCAACAAACAAACGGGGAGGGCGCGCGCAUUCCAUUUAACGAGAACAACAAUACUUGCCAAGGAUAACAACGUUGAGAAGAACAGAACGCAGCCAAAAUGGGAGAAGUGAAAUCGGUCAAAGUGGACAACUGGGGAGUCUUCUUCCUGCAGAAGCUGCAGAAUUUCUUCAACAAAACGGACUACUGCGACCUAACACUGCAGUUUCGCGAUAAUUCACAAUUAAAAGUGCAUCGCCUGGUGCUAAGCGCUUGCACCGACUAUUUCAAUGUACUGGAACAAAAUUGCGAAAUUGUCGACGAUGCCCUCAUCAUGCCCAACGAGUUCCAGGCGGAUGUUGUGGUGCCCAUUGUCAACUUUAUGUACACGGGCACCCUUGAGUUUGAGUUGAAAAUGUAUGGCAAACUGCUGCGCACAGCCAAGGAGAUGAAUAUGACAGUGCUGCUGAAGCUAUUGGAGGCACAUAGACGCACCAUGGAGAAUGUUAAUCGCCUGCAGAGGCCGCCCAGUCCGAAGGGUAUACGACGCCGCACAGUGGGCCCAGCCAUAAAUUCAGGCACUCCACAGCAGCGGGUAACUGUGCCGGCCCAGCAAAGCCGCGUUGUAAGCAAUACAGUCGUGGGGGCAGCCACCGGAGGCACAGGCACAUUGAGACCAAAUAUUCAGCGUGCUACCAUAGGAAAUACAAUGAUACGCACGACGACAAGCAUCAAACAAGAGCCCACCUCUCCCUUUGAGCAGCUGCGCAAGGGAUAUAACAACAACAAGCGGCCGGCACAGACCAGUAUACUGUCGCCGCCGUCCAAGAAACCCAGCCUAGAGGAGGUCAAAGAAUUUGCCGAACAACAGCGGAUGCGUAAGCAAAUUGCGGCCGAAUAUGGUGACAAUGAUCCGGAAUACGAUGGCGGCAUGCUCUACGAUGAUGUCCAUGCUGACGAUGAUGAUGACGAUAUGCCACCGCAGCCAUCAACGUCUAGGCAAAACCAGCCGACAACUCCACAGAAAGGCACACAGACCCAACUGGAGCAUGGCACAACGACCAUAAUCCUCAAACAGGACUCGCCCAGCCAAACGCCGACGAUCAUCGUGAAGGAUUCGUCGAAUGCCAAGCUUAAUCACACCAAAAUCAUUGCCGAAGUCUUGCGACAGUAUCCGCAUAUCGUCAAGGGCCACAAGAACAUCAAGCUAAAGAUUAUGCCCAACAAUACGCCAACCAGCACUCCCGCCGAGAAGGCUGCCUCACCUGUGAAGCGUGCUGCGCCAGCAGUAUCAGCCACAGCGACAUCGCAAUCCUCAACAGCAACGGGACCCACAUCGCCGCACAAGAAGCUGCAUGUUUCAUUCAAAACUGACAAAUCGACACCGUUGAUAACGUCACAGCAGAAGGCAGCCACAACACAGCAAAAGCCAUCAUCAGUUUCACAGUCCGCCGUCCCAGCCCAGACAUCCGCAGCGGCAGCAGCAGCGACAACAGCCAGCUCCGCGGCAACGGCAUCGGCUCAGAAGCGUCGAAUUGACAGCAAGACGAUGCAUACUUUGAUAUCACAAGGAGCUGAAAAUACCACCGGUCCUUGGCUGUGUCUGCGGUGCGGUGUGAAUGGACGGCCCAUUAGCAUUCCUUCGUACAGGGGCUUUAGACGGCAUCUCAUCAACACUCACAAGGAGACCAUCGAUCCGGCGCUGUGCGAGCAUUGUGGCUGGCGAUCGGGAAACAAUCGAGAGUUGCAUUUCCACAUGUAUACGGAGCAUCAAAUCAAAUCGCAGCUAUACACAUUCGCCGAGUGUGCGCUCUGCGAUCAGACGUUUUUGACCAAACCUGACCUGGAGGCCCACAUAAAUGAGGCACACACCGACGAGAACAAGCAACAGUGCAUCUAUUGCAACAAGGUGUUUGAUCAAGAGCUGCAGUUGUACAAGCACAUGAAGGGCUACCACAAGGCCCAGGCCCUGGAGGAUGGCAUCAUUGACGAGACGGAUGAGGAGUACCAAGGCUCACAGGACGAGGAAGAGGAAGAAGCUGAGGAGGAGCAAGAACCGGAGGGCAAGGUUCGCAUACUCUCGGACAUUAGCUUGCCUGCCAACAGUGCCAUAGCAGCGCAGCGGGCCAGCGCUGAGCAAGAAGCGGAAGAGCAGCAGCAGGAAGAGGAGGAGGAGCUAGAGCAGCCGCAGGAGGUGAAGUUUGUUGGAGCCGAUGGCAAUGAAGUGGAGCUCACAGACGAACAGCGAAAGGAGAUUCUAUCGCAGCUCAAUCAACAGCAGGCAGGCGCUGCCGCUGGCGGUGUGGUAAUGGUACUCAGCGAGCCCGAGGCGGAAACAGUAAAGCAAGAGGGCGAUGCCAAAUCCUUGGCCGGCACCGAAGAAGAGUACGAUGACAGUCAGAUCUACAGCGAACUCGGUGCUGCCGAUUCUGUGGAGAGUGGCAAGAAGAGCGAGACUGGCAACAGUGCGGCAGAUGAGAGCAAAGAGUCCGUUGACAAUUUGGAAUGGGCAGAGAAUCUAAUAGCCGAAUCCGAGGAGCAGAACAGCAAGGAGAAACAAGAGAAACCUCGCGACGACAUUAGUGAAAAACUAAAAGAGUUGACGGGCGAUUGGACCGAAGACGAGAACGAGGAUGAAAUGAUGGAAAUGGAAAAGCCUGCAAGCACAGAGAUUGUCGCCAAGCAACAGCCCAAGAAAACAGAGGAAACCCAGCCAGUGGCUGAGGAAAGCAAUAUCGUCGAAGAGGAGGAGGAAGACGACAUUGAUUUGGCUCUAAAAUCCAUGCACAAGAGCCACGAUGAUUCGACAUCAAAGACCAGUAGUGCGGCCGAACAGCCAGCUGCAGCCAGUGGCGGCGGCGAGGAUGUAGUCAGUGUAGAAGAAGUCCCGACCACCAGUACAACAACUAGACACGAUGAAAAAAUGGAUGUGGAUACGGAUACGGCUGAGGAGGACGCCCCACCAGCUGCUGAUGCUGCUGACACAACAGAGACAGCAAUUAAGAUCAAGCGAGAGCAUGAGGAGGAUGAGGAAUUCAUCAAGGAAGAUGCAACACAAGCAGAUGUUCCCAUGACAGAUGCGGAAAUCGAUUCAAGUUCUGCAAUAGCCGCCGAUACUGAGGAGCAUUUGGUGGAGGCGGAAGAAGAUCAGGAACAUUCGGAGACGGACAAUAUGCGCAAGGAGUUGCUGGAUGAAUUAAUCGCCCAAGCCGAAUCGCCCGAAGAUGAGGACAAGAGGAGUACACCCCUGGAAGCGAUAGAAGCAGCAGCAGCGACAACAGUAGCCACCACAGACAGUACCGAGACGGAUGAUGACCUGGUGCCUGCCACCCAGCUGCCUGCCAAUCAUCCCAGUCAGAAAGAGAUCAUUGAGUCGGAAGCAGAGAAACCAGCUGAGAAUAAUAAUGAUGGGAAGACGACAGUAGCUGUAGCAGUAGCAACUGCAGCAGCAGCAGCAUCAAAGGAAGCAGCACAGGUCGAGGAGAAACCAAACAGCAGUGUUACAGGAGCCGAAGUCACAGAUAAGUCGGCGGCGGCGUCGUCGGUCGUUGAGGUGGAGGAGGCGGCAAGUGCGGAUAAGGUAAAAAGCCUCAUUAGCGAAUGGGCUGAUGAUGAUGAAGAUGAGGAUGAGAAUGGGGUUAGUGCUGCGGCAAAGGCGGAACUAUAAUUACUAGAUUUAUUUAUGUUUUAAGUUUCGUUUAUCUACUGUCGUCGUCGUCAGGCCAAAAGGAGGGUAGCCAGCAUGCCCAUCUGAAGUCCACAAGAAUUUUCGGUUUCGAGUGUAAAUUAAAUCUGUUAAAUAAGGAAUGAGAGGAGCAUGCCCCAAACAUAAACACUAUACACAAAGAUACGUGUAAGAUCUAAUCUGCAAGUCUCACGUAAUUAUAAAUGUAAAUGCCCAUCUUCAGCAUUAAUCCUAGAUCCAGAGAGACCAACAAAUCGCCCCGCACAUUUUGCUACUUUUCAUGAUUUUUCUUUACCAAUCAACCCAACAUAAAUCACCUUAAUAUAAACCCUUAUAUAUAUAUGUAUACAGACACGCGUAUAGAGCUAUAUAUAGUUACAUAUAGAUGUUGUUUUAAUUGGUUUAAAACAUAAACAAUUAUAAUUGCAGAUUAUUAUUGCAAUGAAUGAAAAUGGUUUGAUGAUCAGUCGAUUUAGUAGUAGGUAUGAAAAAAGAAAAGAAACAAAAAAAAACAAGAAUGACCGAUUUUUUGAUUACCAACUUAGGAUUUUAAGGUUUAUUAUUAUAGCAGAAACAAAAAAAAAAAACGACACACACACAGAUCAGAUACUUUGGAGAAAAGAAAAAAUAUAAAUGUAGACAAAAAAAAAACAAAAGUGAAAUUUCAUUGAUUUGAUUUGCUUCUCUUGCAGCAACUAGUUAAAACUCUCAACUGAGAUACAAAUACAUUUUAUUCUAUAACAAAAGAUUCAUCAAGCAUGCAUAGUACAUACAUAUAUAUAAAAGCAACACCUCUUAAACAUAUAUAACAAUGAUCUGCCAA